Poeciliopsis prolifica (blackstripe livebearer) is the source of this 2824-nucleotide messenger RNA. Its product is annotated as zinc finger protein OZF-like. The record is from RefSeq and is a predicted model, not a curated record. Gene Ontology annotation, biological process: regulation of transcription by RNA polymerase II. Lineage: Eukaryota; Metazoa; Chordata; Actinopteri; Cyprinodontiformes; Poeciliidae. The transcript has 2 exons. Gene Ontology annotation, cellular component: PcG protein complex; transcription regulator complex. Bases 204 to 1772 code for a protein of 522 amino acids. Gene Ontology annotation, molecular function: RNA polymerase II cis-regulatory region sequence-specific DNA binding; DNA-binding transcription factor activity, RNA polymerase II-specific.
ACGAAGAAGAUGGAGAAGAAGGAGCGCCGUCCUUCGUGUUUUGUCGGGUUUUUGUCCGCGGAGCCGCAGCGGGAGAGUUAAUGAAGCUGUAAGGUGGAAACAGCAGUUGGUGAACUCUGGGAAGAAGAGAAACGGUUUGAGGCUCCGCUGGAACCGCUCAGUAACUGUUAAAGGAAAGUUUGGAGAGAGAAAAGCUAGCAGAGAUGUGGAGACAGCAGGUCCAACAGCGACUGGACGCAGCGGAGCAGCAGGACUUGGAUUAUAAUCCGCUGGACCGGCUCCACAGAUUAGUGUUCCCUGAAGACGUUCAGAAGCUGCUGGUUAAAGAAGAACAGAGUCCAGACCCGGAGGAACCGGGCCCGGAGGAACCGGGCCCGGAGGAACCGGACCCGGAGGAACCGGACCCGGACCCGCUGCCCGUCCACAUAAAGGAGGAAGAGGAGGAGCGCCGGAUCGGUGCGGAGGAAGACCACCUGGAUGACGCCACCAGGUUUCCAGUCAUCAAAGUCAUCGUUAAGAGUGAGGACGAGGAAGACGAUGUUCUGUCGUCACGGCUUCACCAGCUGCAGCACGGAGACGUUCCCAGCAGCAGCAGCUCAGCGGAGCAGAUGAAGGCAGAGGCGGAUGAAGAGGAUGGUGGAGCAGCUGAUGAAGGCAGGAUUCAUGCCGACUCCUCCAUUUCUUCAGAGACUGAGGUCAGCGAUGAAGAGGAUGACGCUGUGGCGCAUCCUGACUCCCAGCCGAACCUCCCGUCACACGUUGCUUCUGAAACCACAGACAUGAGCAAAGAGUGGAAGGAGAGCGGCGCUCCAGAGUCCCGGAGUGGAAGCGCCGUCACAGUGAAGUGUUUCAUCUGUGGUGACUGUGGAAAAACCUUUAAAAAGAAACAUUACCUGAACGAGCACAUCAGGAGCCACACGGGGGAGAGACCGUUCGGCUGUCCCGUCUGCGGACAGAGGUUCAGCCUGAAGAAAUGUCUGAACGUUCACGUGAGGAACCACUCUGGGGAGAAACCGUUCUGCUGUGAUGUCUGCGGACAGAGGUUCAGCCUGAAGAGGACGCUGAACGAUCACCAGAGAAUCCACACGGGGGAGAAACCGUUCAGUUGUGAUGUUUGUGGGCAGAGCUUCAGCCUGAAGAAGACUUUAAAUGACCACCAGAGGAUCCACACGGGGCAGAAACCGUUUAGCUGCGACGUCUGCGGGCAGACCUUCAGCCUGAAGACCACUUUAAACAGACACAUCCAGAUCCACACCGGACAGAAAGCCUUUCGCUGUGACCUCUGUGGACAAAGGUUCAGACAGAAAUCCACUUUGAACCGACACAUGACGAUUCACACAGGACAGGAAACGUAUCCCUGUGAGGUCUGUGAGCAGAAAUUUGAGCGAAAGACGCAUCUAAACAUUCACAUGAGAGUCCAUGCAGGGCAGCAGGCGUUCUGCUGCGACGUCUGCGGACAGAGGUUUGACCGCAAGUCCAACCUGAACAUCCACCAGAGGAUCCACACCGGACAGAAACCGUACUGCUGCGGCUUCUGUGGCCAAAGGUUUGGCAGGAAGUCAAACCUGAACCGACACAUGAGGAUCCACACAGGAGAGAAAUCCUUCUGCUGUGAGUUCUGUGAACAAAGGUUCAGCCUGAAGACGAGUUUAAACGACCACCUGAGGAUCCACACGGGAGAGAAACCUUUCUUCUGUGACGUCUGUGGCCAGAGAUUCCGACAGAAGUCGACUUUAAAUAUUCACAUGAAGAUCCACACCAGGCAGAAGUAAAGCUCUGCUGGUGGGGAAUCACCCGGCUGACAGCCAGAGGUUCUCCUGGCGAGGGAACGGUCCGUCCUCCAGGUCCGUCCUCCAGGUCCGUCCUCCAGGUCCGUCCUCCAGGUCCGGCCUCCAGGUCCGUCCUCCAGGUCCGUCCUCCAGGUCCGUCCUCCAGGUCCGGCCUCCUGCGGGUUCCUGUUCCCUCCCUGGAUUCUCACAGCUGAAUCAAGUGAUGGUUCAUCAGCAGAGCCUCACUCCAGUCCUACAACUCGAUUCUUUACCAUCCAGCUGCAGAGGAACAUUUCAUAUUCUCAUGUUACCGUCCAGCUGUUGAGCCAACGUGAAGAAGUUCCCACAGAGUUUGUGGGAACUUCAUGUCCUUUUAUUUCAACAUGUUCAUUUCUAAAACCCUCUGGAGUCUCAACCGUCAGGUUUUUCUGCAGAACUAAAAGCUCAAACUAUGAAUGUGAUGAUGUGUGUUGGAAGGUUUGUAUCUUUGCUCUUGAAUGAAUCUCUGGUGCAUGAAACGGUUUUGCCAAAGUCUUAGUUUAGGAAAACUAAAAGAAUAUAUGAGAAACCAUGUAAAGGAAAACUAAUUAUUAUUAUUCUGUUUUCUGAGUCCGAUGGUAAAGGAGCUGAAAUAUUCUGAGUGAAUAAAUCUGUUCUGUAAAGGAGUUCUGGGUUUUGACUUUGGAAACGAUCAAAUAAAGUUUGAUCCAGUUGAGAAGGAGCCAUAAUUACCAGCAGAACCAUCAUGGCAGCAGGAAGGUCCAGAGACCAAGUCCUCCAAGUAUUUACAGGUCCAAAUAUUCGGGGCCCCCGGGGGCCUUUAACCUCUGGUUGAUUGUCUUUGUUGCUGGUAGAAACUGGUCUGUUUUCAGUCCCUGCUUCUGCAUUGCCCUGGUAACGAGCUGCACCUGCUCAGGUAAGAGCGAGUGAUGAACGAGUGAUGAGGGAGUGAUGAACGAGUGAUGAGGGAGUGAUGAACGAGUGAUGAACGAGUGAUGAACGAGUGAUGAGGGAGUGAUGAGGGAGUGAUGAACGAGUGAAGAGGGAGUGAUGAA